Messenger RNA from Schistosoma guineensis, 803 nucleotides. NCBI's taxonomy places the organism in Eukaryota, Metazoa, Platyhelminthes, Trematoda, Strigeidida, Schistosomatidae. The record is from the annotation of a GenBank genome assembly.
GUUGGUCGGUGUUUACAUACAAAACCUAGAAGAAUAUACUAUUUACUAAAAUAUAUCUUUGCUAAUUAUUAGCAGGUAAGUAAUAUAAUAUCAUAAAAUGAUAUUUCCCCUUAUUUUCUGAAAAAUCUAUUUAGAUAUUAUUCUUUGCAUGCAAUGCGUGCUGUGGUGCAACGAGUUAAACAAGCAUCUGUUAGUGUAAAUGAUUCAAUUAUCAGUCAAAUCGGUCGUGGAGUACUUGUUCUUAUUGGCUUAUCACGACGAGAUACAGAAAAUGAUAUGGAGUAUAUGGUUAGAAAAAUACUGAACAUUCGUUUAUUUCCAUCUCAAGAUGGCAUAAAACGUUGGGAUAAAAGUGUAAAAGAUUUAAAUCUGGAAAUUCUUUGUGUUAGUCAGUUCACAUUAUAUAGUGAAUUAAAAGGUAAUAAAUUAGAUUUUCAUUAUGCUAUGGAUCCGAAAUUAUCGAAAGAUAUUUAUUCACAGUUAAUUAAUCAAUUAAAGAAGAAUUAUAAUGAAGAUAAAGUUAAAGAUGGAAUUUUCGGCGCGAUGAUGGAUGUCAGUCUUAUUAACGACGGACCUGUUACUAUUACACUUGAUUCAAAUCCAGAUAUUAGUCGAAGUCUUACAAUAAAUUCACAAGAUGAUCUAAAAACUUCGAAUACAUAAUAACUUAAUGCUGUAAAGUUAUAUUGAUUGUUUAAAUUUAUAACAUUUUGUGAAAAGAAACAUGAGCGCUUUUCGUAACAGUUUUCCUUUUUUGUGACUUCUUCCUGACUAAAAGUUAGGUUUUAAGUUUUUAAUAAACG